Molecule: messenger RNA, 1780 nt
Organism: Pogoniulus pusillus (Red-fronted tinkerbird)
Lineage: Eukaryota; Metazoa; Chordata; Aves; Piciformes; Lybiidae
Gene: CAPZA1
Product: capping actin protein of muscle Z-line subunit alpha 1
Exons: 10
Coding region: 43-903 (286 amino acids)
Biological process (GO): barbed-end actin filament capping; actin cytoskeleton organization
Cellular component (GO): actin cortical patch; F-actin capping protein complex
Molecular function (GO): actin filament binding
Source: RefSeq, a predicted model, not a curated record
UCCCGGCAGGCUCCGCGCGGGGCCGGGCCCGGGGCUGCCAAGAUGGCGGACUUCGAGGAGCGGGUGUCGGACGAGGAGAAGGUGCGCAUAGCUGCGAAGUUCAUCACUCAUGCACCCCCUGGAGAGUUCAACGAGGUGUUCAAUGAUGUCCGGUUAUUGCUCAACAAUGACAAUCUUCUCAGGGAAGGAGCAGCACAUGCUUUUGCACAGUACAACAUGGACCAGUUCACUCCAGUGAAGAUAGAAGGAUAUGAUGAUCAGGUCUUAAUCACAGAACAUGGUGAUCUGGGCAAUGGCAGAUUUUUAGACCCAAGAAACAAACUUUCUUUUAAGUUUGAUCACUUAAGAAAAGAAGCAAGUGACCCCCAGCCCGAGGACACGGAAUCGGCUUUAAAGCAGUGGAGAGAUGCCUGCGACAGCGCCCUGAGGGCUUAUGUGAAGGAUCAUUACCCCAACGGCUUCUGCACUGUUUAUGGUAAAUCUAUAGAUGGGCAGCAGACAAUUAUUGCCUGUAUUGAGAGCCACCAGUUCCAGCCCAAGAACUUCUGGAAUGGCCGUUGGAGAUCAGAGUGGAAGUUUACCAUCACCCCACCCACAGCUCAAGUGGCUGCAGUGCUCAAAAUCCAGGUUCAUUAUUAUGAAGAUGGCAACGUUCAGCUGGUCAGUCACAAAGACAUCCAGGACUCUGUGCAGGUCUCAAGUGAUGUCCAGACAGCUAAGGAGUUCAUUAAGAUCAUAGAAAAUGCAGAGAACGAGUACCAGACAGCCAUCAGUGAGAACUACCAGACCAUGUCAGACACCACCUUCAAAGCCUUACGCCGGCAGCUUCCUGUCACCCGCACCAAGAUCGACUGGAACAAAAUCCUCAGCUACAAGAUUGGCAAGGAAAUGCAGAAUGCUUAGUGUGGGGCUGAGGGAGAGGCCCAGAAUGUUUCUGUGCAAAAAAACAAAUCGUGGUCCUAUGCCAAGUAGAAGGGUUCCAAACCAGUGCAGCGUUUUCCCUAGGGCUUUCAGAGUUAGCAGGUUUUCCAGCCUCACCCAGCACUAUAGAACAAAUUGUGUUGUCUUUCGUGGGGUUUUUGUUUCUGUUUUGUCUUUCUUGCCAUGUCAACCUCCUGUAUUUACUGCUAGGUCAUUUUAGCUACGCCACGGCUGUGGUUCAGAGGUGUAGCAUCUUUACCAAUCAUCCAUUGUCUUGGUUGGAAAACUUCCUAACUGGAAAAGCCCUACUCUAAAUAGAGCUGAGGGUGCAAAACGUUCCCCUUGCCCCCCUCACAGCACUCCAGGUACUCCACUAAGUUUGUCAAACCUACCAACAGCUGCAAGGUAACAAAAACAAGGCAGCAAAUCUUCCUCUACCCUUAUCGCUGCCCUUCACACAGCAGGGAGCCUGCAGGCUUCCGUCUCCCUUAUCAAAUGAGUUUACAAGGUCCUUACAGACUCCACCUCCCCCACCCCACCCCCCAAGCCAGCUCUUCCAGGGAUCUCUUCUCUCUUUUAACCUGAAGAUUUGAGCCAUGUUCCCCCAAAGUGGCUGUUUCUGCUCUCCCCACCUCGUGUGUGUGUGUGUGUACGGUUAGCAGACAUCUGCGUUCUCGCUGCCCUGCAGGCUCCUGAGGCAGGCAGGCUGGGUGGUGGUGAGACAUGCAAGUGUCCCUGGAACAACAAGGGGUAUGUUGUGCUUUCAUGCUUUGUGGCAGGUUCCUAAAAUUCGUAUCCCAGGUGUGUGGAUGCAUAGUGUACAAAAUAAACAAACUUGCACCCAAGCAAGAGAAAAAAA